AUGGAGGCGCUGAUCUACGUUAUCCCGUUGGGUUGGAUACCUUCCAUCUUCGAUGCCAUCAAGCGGGAUGCGCGGAUCUGUGUUAUGUUGGGAGGCUUCACCGAGUCAGUGGCUAUCAUCUCCGGGUCCGAUAUACGACUACAACUGAGUGGUAGAUGCAUUCAAAACCGCUGCGUUGCUGGCGCAAAUAUUUCAGUACGACUCUCCCUUCAUCUCCGGCAUAUGAUGAUGCAACCCACCAUAUCAAUCACUCGACCACAGAAACUGCCUUCGAAUUGGGCGUCACAGUUGGGCGAUGCUGAUAUUCCACCUGAAGCCAUCCUUCGACCUCGGAGUGAUUGGAUGGACGAUGAAGACUGGGAGGAUCUGUCCCUCGGCAUCGAUCCACGAGCGCUCACCGUUGCAGUUAUGCAUACAUUCGGUUUAACCCCUCCCUCCAACCCACUUCCGAAGCUCCGAAGGCACAAUUCAGGCGGGUUUAACGACCUCUAUGUCGCGACCUUUCGAAUGGAAGACGGCUACCCGGAACAAUUCGAGGUCGCUAUCCGAAUGCCACUCAAGCGGGGUCGAUUGUCGGGCAGACUCGAGACGACGGUGGCUCUAAUGAGCUAUGUCAAGUUCUGCGCGGGUCUCUCUGUCCCCACAGUCUUUGCGUGGUGUGAUGGCACGGCGGGGGAUGGAAACCCGGUCGGCGCGCCCUAUAUCAUCAUGGAAUACCUCCAAGCCCCUAAAGGCGAUCCAUGGCAUGACAUGUUUUUCAACCACACCCCCAGCCGCGACUUCUGGUACAACAUGAUGGACAUCAUGGCAAAGGGACAUGGAGCACUCGCCACACCAUUACCUUUCCACGGAUUUGGAUCACUCUAUUUUUCGGAUGUCCCGAACUGUGAUGGCCGGAGGGAGACAGACGAAGAGUUGAAGAGGGUGGAGAGAUAUCGCAUAGGCCCGCUGGUUUAUGGCCCGAUGGUAACUGGACAUCGAACCCAAGCCCGUACUGGGGAUGUCAGUCCCUGUCAAGGGUCAGAGAAAGCAACAUCUCUGGUAGCCCUCUGGAAGUUCUUAUGGGAGCGGGAGGUCGAGGCUAUCAAGCAGAAGCACGAUCACGACAUCAGCAGGCCUCUUGUAUGGCUUGAGCCUGACGCUUUGGACGUGGAUGAAGGCGAGGACAACGAGCAGUGUACACUUUCCGAUUUCCUUCAAACGGCGGAUCACCUCCUCCAAUACAUCGAGAACUCCCAACUCCCAGCUGAUGCAGCACUCCUCCAACCUUGCAUUGUCCCCAUGGAUUAUGCGAUGCGUAACGUCAUCUUUAACGACGACAAAACAGCAAUCACAGCAUUUCUGGAUUGGGACGAUGUCGCUAUUCUACCCUUCAUCCUCUGCUCCAUGUAUCUGGCCGAGAUCAGUUAUAACUGGGGAGACGAGGAAUGGAGACGGGAAACAGGUGGUUUCGGCUGCAUUCAGCCUCCGUCUGCAGAAGAUGUGACGGAAGAGGAACUGGAAGCUUUGUUCCAGUACAAACGGGUGAUGACGAAAAGAAUAUGA
Messenger RNA from Coprinopsis cinerea okayama7#130, 1545 nucleotides. Its product is annotated as PKL/CAK/Fmp29-like protein kinase subdomain-containing protein. The transcript has a single exon. Lineage: Eukaryota; Fungi; Basidiomycota; Agaricomycetes; Agaricales; Psathyrellaceae. The record is from RefSeq and is a predicted model, not a curated record. Bases 1 to 1545 code for a protein of 514 amino acids. Gene Ontology annotation, cellular component: mitochondrion.